GGGGGAGGGGUAUUGGUGCAGAUUGUCUUUAGAAAGAAAGCUACAUUUUUGCAAGUUGCGAUUCCACAAACUUUCUCCAUAAAAUGCAGGCAUGUUAAUCGCUUUCUGGACAGUGUACAUAUUCAUCAUAUUCAUGAUUUGUCUCCCUUUCACCAAAGGGAGUUAACAGGAAUCCAAAAAGCGUCUUCGCUGUGGCGGUUAAAUCAAAGGAUUUUGUGUGGUAAAUAGUUUGGUGACAUCAGAUCCAGACACAUCAUGGAAUCAAGAGGUAAGCGCAGAGUCUCAACCAGAGGGAAACCAAGGCCACAUGAUGACCUGGAGGUCACACACCUGAAAAUGGAGUCCUCAGCUGCUGGUGAUAAAGGUGAUCAUCAGAAGAAAACAAGCUCAGCUGCAGGGAGUGAUGAGGAAGCUGUCAGACAUAGUGACAAAAAGGUCCCAUUAGCUACACCACUUAAAAUUCCUUUGCCAGGAAUGACAAGUGUCUCUGCCAUGGCAGGUGCUCCUGGUAUAGCAGGUGACCCUGCUGCAGAUACUCCAUUUACAGAAACAACAGGGUUAAUACGUCUACGUAACAAAAUUCAAGCAGAGCUGGACAAGGAGACGAGAGUCAAAGCUGAAGUCAGUCCUGGCUUAGCACAGUUACGCAACACUCCUGGAAGAGGCUUGAAAGAAAAGCAGAGAGAGCUAAUACACAAACAUGAGCAAAUCAGACAGCAUAGCGACAAACUAAGCGUUGGAGGAGGAGUAACACUCUGGCCUAACAUGAACCAAAUGCGCCUAAGCAGGAUGGAGAUUAUUUCCCUGAUCAUCAUAUGCUUUAUGUUGGUAGCAGGAACAGGAUGGUUGUUUAUUUUGCUGCAUGGUGACAUCUUUAAUGAAAUACUGGAUCUUACAAAACAUGCAAAUCAAUUUUCGAAAACCCAUUCUGUGAAAUACAUGGGGCGUUCAGAAGGACUGAAGGCCUCCAUCAUUGGCUGGCAUGCAGAUUUUCGGAGACUUCUGGAAGUUGUUGACACAAAACUGAACGUGUCUAGGCCAUCUUUUGGAUAUCAGGUGUACAUUGCAAUAUACCUGCUGGCAUUUGGAAUUCUUGUUUACUUCCUGGUUGACAAUAUGUGGUCCAAGAGCAAAUUGUCUCCAGGGCGUAUCAAGAAAUGGGUGUGUCUUCUGGUGAUUGUUGCACAGUGGACUAUAAUGCUGUUUGUUCUCUUUGUGUCUGCUCAAAGAUUAGAGUCUGCUCUGGUAGACAAUGUGCUGCAACUGUCAGAAAAACUGGGAGAGCUUGUGGAGCAUGACGUUGAUCUGAGUACUUGGCACAUCAUGGUUCAGUACUGGCGGGGUCGCAUGUUGCCACCUACAGCACGUGGGUUGAUAUGGGUACUGGGACUUGUACCUGUACAUGACCUGACAACAUAUCUCCAGUACUACAGCCUUCCUGUUCUAACUGUUCUCAUCACGCCAGUCGUACGUCUUUGUUUAGCUUUGCGCUCUGUGUACUCCACACCAUCAAAGGAUCUGUAAGCAUUGUCUGCCUUUGUUUUGAGAAGCAGUGAUAAUGAAACCAUGUUUGCUAGUGUGCAGAACUAUAAAACUGUUUUUAUGUCUUUUUCAUAAGUGUUGAGCUAUACAUGUAUGCAUGAGUGUGCACAAAUAGCAUGACAUGUGUCAAUAUAUUGGCAAAAUUAGAAACAUUGUGAGGAUGAUCAAGCACAAAGUAUUUGUUUGUUUAAACAAUGGGAUUCUUAGCUUCUUUAGGAGUGGGAGGCAAUUUUGUGUGCUUGUUGACUAAUCAGAUUUUUUUUUUUUUUUUUUUUUUUUUUUUGUUAAACUGUAUAAAUUUUACCUUUCAUAGAUUUAAAGGAGGAAGUUUUGCCUCACUUCAGUUAUAUUAAAGUCACACAAGAAAGGAAAGUGCUGGAGAAAAAGUAGUUUAUAAAACAGAGGCAAAUCUAAAUAGCAGCUACAAAAUAUCAUGAUUUUUUCUCGUCCAAGUUGAUUUUUAAUCCUACUCGUUCUAAUCACCUCCAAUGGAGCAUAGGGCCGCAUGAUUUUUAAUACUGCUACAUUUUUGUCAAGUUCAUAUUGCUUUUUUCUUGUCAUAGCUGUCCAUGCUGACUUAAUGCAUCAUUGCUCUUCAUUAUUCAUCCAGAUUUUUUUAUGUCGAUUUUUAAUCCUAAUAUAUUCUUGUCAUCAGGUUUAGGGUGCAUUUUCUUGUCACUUACAACAAAGCAGAAUGUUGCUAACAAUAUCACUUACAAAGUCACUAACAAAAUCAUCUACUAUCAUGUAUGGACUGUCACCAACAAUAUCACUUACUGCAUAGACUGUUUUUGUUGUAAAUGUCUUCAUCUCUAUGCUCCUGAGUACCUGUCUUCCUGCUCCACCCUCCAGACUGCAUCCCACUCACUUUAUUCAAUGGCUAAUACACUCCAACUCCAUAUUCUGCUCUGUUUUGCUUGCCAGUUCACCUUUUAUACAUUGUUCUCUCUGCAGUUUCAAGCAGCUAAGCACCUUUUUAAAAUGUCUGCCUUGAACUGUUUUCAUAGGAUCAGUGGGCUUUACAUGUCACAUAAAUUCAACUGACUGUUUAUUAUGGGAUGGUGCUGACAAACUGAUCCAUAUCUUGUUAAUAUGCAUGCACAAAUUUAAACAACCUGUCUUCACACUGGUUCAGGAGAGAAAAGUAUGUUGUAAAACCUGAGAAACUUAUGUAAGACAGCAGUCUGUUUCAAGAGGCAAUAUAUAUCAUGCAUCAUACUGUUAUUACAGCAAAAGAGAUGUUCUCACCUCUUAUUGCCUAUAUAUAAGUCUCUUCUUCUUCAGUAGUUCUCUUAUGAAAGUCAUGUUACAUUUUCAAUGCCGUACAUUUGACAAUGUAGUUAUGCAGUACAUUAUCACAAUGUAAUUUGAGUGUUGAGUCCAGACAAUAAAGGAUAAUAUAAAUGUA
This is a messenger RNA of Pomacea canaliculata, 2950 nucleotides long. RefSeq lists its product as uncharacterized. Lineage: Eukaryota; Metazoa; Mollusca; Gastropoda; Architaenioglossa; Ampullariidae. The transcript has 7 exons. Bases 256 to 1524 code for a protein of 422 amino acids. The record is from RefSeq and is a predicted model, not a curated record.